GUUCUUCCCACCGGUCUCCUGCCUGGAAGUGCUGACAGAUCAAGGCAACAAAUUUCAAUUACAAGCCCUAAUUUGUGUCCGCAGAGCGUUUGUUACCCAUGUCAGAGCUGUUUGGCCCCUCAGACGAGGCAGAGCUUGCAGGAGGAGGGGAAGAAGAGAAGCGCCGCUUGUGCAGAAAGGAAUAGUUUGGAAAGGAGGGGGCGGCGGCGGCGCACCCCAAACCACUUCGGGCGGCGAGAAGUUGGAUGUAAAGGAAAAGGCGAAGAGGAGGCGAGCAGUGCGGCCUGGAAGGAGGCGAGCAGGCAGGGGGAGGGAGAGGAAAGGAAAGGAGGGCUCUGAGCCCGCCGGCCUGGGCAUGGCAGAGAAAAGGAGAGCCUCGCCUUGCACCAUGCUGAGCCUCAAGGCUCACGCUUUCUCGGUGGAGGCGCUGAUCGGAGCCGAGAAACAACAGCAGCAGCAGCAGCAGCCGCAGAAGCGACGAAAGCUGGUAGGAGCUGCCGGAGAAGAGGCGCCGGCCGAAGCGGGCAGCAGUUGCGACCAGGGCUCCAGCGAAGGCGCCGAGAACAGCAGCGCUUUGCCGCCCAGCGCGGAAACCCGGGCGGCCGCCGACGCCUUGAGGAACGGCGCGGCCCGAACCCUGCCUCCCGGUAGCUGCGACGAGACUUUCCUAAGUGCUGCUACGUCGCCCCCAUUGUCCCCCGGAGGUCCUGCCAAGGCGGGGGGCUCCAGUAGGCCCGCUUCUCCGCUGCUUGCGCCGCAAGUGCCUCGGGUAGACCUGCAGGGCGCAGAGCUCUGGAAGCGCUUCCACGAGAUCGGCACCGAGAUGAUUAUCACCAAGGCGGGAAGACGGAUGUUUCCAGCUAUGAGAGUGAAAAUUUCAGGCCUCGACCCCCAUCAACAAUAUUAUAUUGCUAUGGACAUUGUCCCCGUGGAUAACAAAAGAUACAGGUAUGUUUAUCACAGCUCCAAAUGGAUGGUAGCUGGAAACGCAGACUCGCCUGUGCCUCCUCGUGUGUAUAUUCACCCAGAUUCACCUGCCUCAGGAGAGACCUGGAUGAGGCAAGUGAUUAGCUUUGACAAACUGAAACUUACAAACAAUGAACUGGAUGACCAGGGUCAUAUUAUCCUCCAUUCUAUGCACAAAUAUCAGCCACGUGUCCAUGUCAUUCGGAAAGACUGUGGGGAUGAUCUCUCACCAGUCAAACCCAUUCCUUCGGGAGAAGGAGUGAAGGCAUUCUCCUUUCCUGAAACAGUUUUCACAACUGUGACAGCUUACCAGAACCAACAGAUCACUCGGCUCAAGAUUGAUAGGAAUCCAUUUGCCAAAGGAUUUAGAGAUUCUGGACGCAACAGGAUGGGAUUGGAAGCUUUAGUGGAGUCCUAUGCAUUCUGGAGACCUUCACUGAGAACACUUACAUUUGAAGAUAUACCUGGAAUUGCAAAACAAGGAAACACUGGCUCCUCCGCUUUGCUCCAGGGAUCUGGCAAUGGAGUACCAACUACUCACCCCCAUCUCCUUCCUGGCUCCCCUUGCUCUUCUCCUGCCUUUCACCUUGCUCCCAAUACUAGCCAGCUCUGCAGCCUCACUCCGGCUGACUACACAGCUUGUGCCCGCUCAGGUCUGGCCCUUAACAGAUAUAGCACUUCCUUGGCCGAAACAUACAACAGGCUUACAAACCAAACCAACGAGACUUUUGCGACCCCAAGGACUCCCUCUUAUGUUGGUGUCUCAAGUGGUUCAACUGUGAACAUGCCUGUGGCGGGCAGUGAUGGCGAUGCAUUCAGCUGUCCUCAGGCAGGCUUAUCCAUGCAGAUUUCAGGGAUGUCUCCACAGCUCCAGUAUAUUAUGCCCUCCCCACCCAGCAACGCCUUUGCCACAAAUCAAACACACCAAAGCUCCUACAACGCGUUCAGACUGCACAGCCCUUGUGCUCUCUAUGGAUACAACUUCUCCACAUCCCCCAAACUGGCUGCCAGUCCUGAGAAAAUUGUUUCUUCCCAGGGAAGCUUUUUGGGGUCGUCGCCGAGUGGAACCAUGACGGAUCGGCAGAUGUUGCCCCCUGUAGAAGGCGUGCACUUACUUAGCAGCGGGGGGCAGCAGAAUUUCUUUGACUCCAGGACCCUAGGAAGCUUAACGCUGUCAUCAUCUCAAGUAUCUGCACACAUGGUUUGAUAAAGCCUUUUAAAAGUAAAGUACAGUGCAUUGGUUCCUACAGUGUAUUCCUUUUGGGGAUUAUGUAAGGUGAUUAAUGUACCUUAUAAGGUGUUUAUGUUGUUUUUAAAAAAAUCAAAUCGCCAGAAGAAGUUUGGCUGAAUCUUUCCACUUGCCUAUGAACAGAUAUUUAGAUAUGCUCUGGUGUUCUGAAUUAACUUCAGUUUGUUUGCAGAACAACCCAUUUAGUUUCCUGGUAGCGUACACUUCAUUUUGUAACACGUUUGGCCAUAUGCAACGAAUUAAGCAAGACUUCCUCCAGCACUCUUAUUCCCCACAUCUUUCCUCUUUAAAGAACAAAACAACACUCAGGUCUGAUUUAGAUGAAACAAAAAACACUACACACACAAACACACUUCUACAACAGCUGUUCUUAAAGUGUUCUUCUUACCACAAUGAGCUGAUGCCUCAAAGCAUGCAUUACUUCUCUGUUGUAAGAGAGAUAACAAACACAUGAGGCAUAGACCAGACGUCUAGCUGUGACAUAUUUUCAAAAUAAAGGGACAGGAGGAUUUUUCUUUUUCAAGCUUUAUGGCAUACCUAGCUUUUCAGUGCUAUGCUUUUGCUAUUAUGAUGCAUUGUUAGCAUAGGAAUACCUACUGGCAUUGCAUCAAAGUGCAGAUGCACUGGUAAGAACCUAAAUUAAGCAGUGGAAAGGGCAGUAGGACUAACUUAUGUACAGAAUGAAUUUAAAGGAGACUUGCUCCAUGUGAAGAGAGUAAAAAAUUCCUAAAGAGAUUUAUAUUUUUUAAAUAUGAAAUAUAUGUUUUCAAAAAUAAAGUACAAGGCAGGACUUCGAAAUCUUUCCAUAAACUUUCUUUUAAAAGAUGUUAGAAUGAUCUUUCUAGACGGUAAGGUAGUGGGAAUAUCGUUUACUCCCAUUCUGUAGUCCUACAAGAAUUUGCCUACA
Molecule: messenger RNA, 3122 nt
Organism: Elgaria multicarinata webbii
Lineage: Eukaryota; Metazoa; Chordata; Lepidosauria; Squamata; Anguidae
Gene: TBX18
Product: T-box transcription factor 18
Exons: 8
Coding region: 356-2173 (605 amino acids)
Biological process (GO): positive regulation of DNA-templated transcription; morphogenesis of embryonic epithelium; cell fate specification
Cellular component (GO): nucleus
Molecular function (GO): DNA-binding transcription factor activity, RNA polymerase II-specific; RNA polymerase II cis-regulatory region sequence-specific DNA binding
Source: RefSeq, a predicted model, not a curated record